Drosophila bipectinata is the source of this 5623-nucleotide messenger RNA. The record is from RefSeq and is a predicted model, not a curated record. Lineage: Eukaryota; Metazoa; Arthropoda; Insecta; Diptera; Drosophilidae.
UCAAAAAAAAUAUUUGCUGCCAAAUAGGAAUGUAAUACACAACAAAAAACAAGAAAUACGCAAAAAUACAGAACAUUAGAAUCGAGAGAAACAGACCAGACCCUGAGAUUGAAAUCAUGCACCGGCACUGUCAGUUCGGGCACUGUUUAGUAGACAGCAUCAAGUAUAUUUUUUAAAUUUCACGUGCUAAAUUCAGUAAAAAUUUGUCCACAAUUGCUACACGGUACGUUUUAAGCAUUUAACCACAACGGAGUGACCGCGAUGUCGAAGCGAGGAGCGCGGCUCGUGGCCUACGUCUCGGCCGAGGAACAACUGCUGGACAUCUACUCGCCGUUGGCUGGAGACGAGGUGGAAGCCAUUGUCGAUCAAGGCGCCGGAACGGAAACAGUACCUGAAGCGGACGCUGGAGAAGUCGUUGGGAAUGCGGAGGCACACUUUGAUGGUAGCUUGCCCUGCGAGAACCUGCAAUUCCGUGAUCAUGACACGGACCUGGAUCCAGCAGUGGACAGCAUGCUGCACGUGAUCUCUGACGACUCGGACAUACACAGUCUCAUCUCAAGCGAUGGCUUCGAUAGUGGCAGUGGCAGUGGGUUCAAGGGCUGGGACGAAAACACAUCAUAUAGGAGCAACAUAUCCGAUAACGCACAUUUUAUCUUUGGACUGUGCCGUCGCGUAUUAUCAGAUGAGGAUGCAAUGGCUACGACGACCCCCAGCUGGGACCGUACACAAACUAAACUUUCGCACGGCUGCCGCGAUGUCGUCCAGAUGAAUGAGUUGCCCGAAGAUCCUCGAAACUCUGGUAUGUCCUUGCUGCAUGCCGUCGGCCAUAAUCCUGGUGUGUUGCUAACCAACGGAAACGAUCAAUUCGUUUUGGUUCCCCACGAGAAUGAGGAGGAUGAUGAUGACCUGCAGCCUGUUGAGGAACCAUGCGUAAUCUAUGAAACCGUUGACGGCGAGAACAUGGUCAUGCUAGCUGAUGAACAUUGCUGCGAGAUACUCGUCUCCACGCAGGGAGUUUCCAACGAACAGGAAUUUGCUAGGGCCAUCCUUAUGGCCGGAAAUGGAGGUGAAACGCUUCUGGGCCUGCUGCCCGACGAAAGGAAUGCGAAUCAACGUCUUAAUGGGACGUAUAUUGAGGAGGUGAUAGGUGGCCUGGGAGAGGAUGUGGCACGGCUGACAGACGGAAACAAUGUCUACCUCAGCGACGCCGCUCUUAGGCAGCCACUUGCACACCCGGAAAUGGUAGAGGAUGAGGGGCACGAGGAGAACGAAAACGCCACCUUUGUAGACGACACGCCAAUGGAAGAAGAACGUCCGGACAUCUGUCAGGUAUAUGAUCAUGAACUGGAAGACCAUGACGAUGAGGAGGAAGACUGUGGCAUUGAAGAGCAGCACCCUGUUCAGUCCAUUAUGAUCAACGAGCUGGAGGAAGAACAUCCGCUAAAGAGUCAAGCAGCUCGCCGGGUGACUCGCGAGCAUAGUAGCCCCACAGAAUUUCCAGUCAGCUCUUCGUCCAUGCCGGACGGCAGUUACAACUACGACUACGAUGACGAACUGAUGGAAGGGCAGGUUCCAUCGAAGGUUGCGCCCUUGAAGCGAAAGUGCCCUCAACUGAUGAAGAACACGCUAUACGCAGAGGCCAUGGACCGGAGGCUAGCCAGUAUCUGUCAGGCGCAGCCUCAGAUGAGUCCUGGCGAGAAAGUUUCUAGCUGGGAGACGGCAGUCGCUGAAGAGUGCGCACCCGUCGAGGAUGUAGAAAGUUUUCAGGCUGCCUUUGAGGAGCACGAGGCACUCAAAGCCCCGCAGCGUCAACACAACUUCCUUAAAUUCCGAGAGAUGCUAACUCGCGACCUGGAGAAAGUUACCCGCGAAAUUAUGGAAGCGUUUGAGUCGACGGACGAUGAGCCAGCACCACAGGACCGGGUGGUGCAAAGGCGCCUUUUGCACGUUCUACCCACUGAAGAGACCAUCGUGCUGGACGAUGAUGAGGACGACUGCUAUGAGGUAGUUGAUAUGGAUAAUGCCUCUGUGACGACUUUGGUCCCGGAAAAGGAUCAAACGGAAGAGCAGUUGCCGGUUCACCCUGUCGGAGACGUAAAAACCAUUGAGACGCAGACGUUAGCGGAGAGACAAUACACCAAAAACACAUCCACCACAGACCUUGAACAGUUCUCGCUUGAGACACCAGCAGGUACAUCCCCACCGACUCCGGGACUAGUGGCUACCGUUCCCAAGUCUUCAGCGACCCCCAGAGGAAUCCAAGCGUCCACGGAUACUACCUCAUGCGACCUUGUGGGUGCAGGUGACCUAAAGCUGGCAGACCGGGUCAUAGAUGCUAUGCGACAUCAAGCGCAACAGCAAAUUGUGAGACAAAAUGUGCAAACGCAACCGAACCAGUUGUAUUCCUACCAGGAGCCGACAAACGUUUCAACGCCCAUGCAGAUGGAUCUAAACAGGGGACCACAGUGCACUAGUCCUAAUGACGCCAUGUUUUACGAGCAGCAAGAGUUCUGCAACUACCUGGGUCUCACCGAGUUGGCCACGGCAAACGCGGUAGCCUCGGCGAUGCGGGAGCUGGCCAACAGCACGAUUGCUCGUCGCUCGCUUCGUGUGCGUCCCCAGCAGCAACUGGACAGGAUGCGAAGCGAUGUGCGUGGCAGACGGCGCGAGAAGGAGCGGGAUCGGCAACAAGCAAACGACAAAAAGCCACCAGUGACUACAAGCAGCGACGGGAGCCCCGAAAAGGACGAAAACUUAACCUCCCAUGCGCCGCACCAAGCUAACGAGGGAGAUGUUAGUCUCGAAUCAGUUCGAGGUCCAAGCGAACCACGACAGUCGGCCCUUCCAGCCAAAGAAGUUCCCUUCCCGGACCAAAAUCAGGUGCAGGGAGAUGGUUCGGAUGCCAGGAAGGAGCUGAGAGAAAAGUCCAAACCACCCAUCGAAGAAGUACAAAAAACCAAUGAAAAGGAACCAAAUAAGUUGAAAUGGAAGAGCACGGGCCUUUCCACCAUGAUGCAAGACCUGCAACGAAAGAGGCUCGAGGGGCAUCGACCAAAAUCUGUGGAGGCAGCCUUUGCGAAAGUUUACGAAGCAGCGGCACCUGCCCAAUCCAAGGUGCUCGAGGCAAUGCAGCAGCGCUUGCGCCAGGCGCGCGAGACCAAGCCAUCCAUCUUUAUCGUUCAGGCGAACCAUAACGCACCUUCACAAACGCAUACGCCGCCGCCGCCGCCAACACAAACCUCUCGUAUCGCAACUUCACCGGCUCCCCUAAUCGAACCCUUUGGCGAUGUUUCUGCGCCGCACCCCACCGGGAUAAUUUCUCCAUCGAAGAAGCUGAGACUCUUGCAAGAAGGUCCGGAGAAGCCAACCCAAAUGACAAGUUCACCAACUGCUAGUAACGCCAAGACCGUGAGAAUAGCGAAGCACAGAAAGACACAUGGAGCACCCAAACAAGAGGCCCCGAGAGUUCCCAAGCGACGCCGCACCACUGUUGCAGCUCCUGUAGCGGCAAAACAACCUCGCGCCCGGGACCUGGUAACUCGUUCCACUACUCACAUGAACUCCAAGCUGUUGCGCAACCGCAAGGUCAGCCUUCUCAAGAGCUACGCCCUUACGGAUGAGGUGGGCCAGAGCCGUGGAAAGCGGUUGUGUGGCGGCACCAUGCAAAGUCCCAAGAAGGUGCUAAUGUCCAAGGCGGCGCGAUCGAACCUAAAGAGGCCAGAGCCGGCGGAAAAGACCCUGCCCGAGCAGCACCGCCUGCAGCAGCAGCAAGGUCCGCCCAUCACUUCCCGCAAGACCAAGGCCCUCAAACCGAGCAUGAGCCCCACGUCUACUUCGGCGAACGCUCCCAUCACACCCGUAAAACGCACUAAGCGACUGCGUACCAAGUCUCUACCAGCUACUCUAGAAAAGGAGCCUGGACACAAUGUAGUUGCCUCUCCGGCCACCACUCAGUUACACAGAACCGUACCUAAAAAUGUUUCGGAUGAUCACAAAUCUGCUGUACGGGAAUCAACCGCAGGACAAGCCUAUGCCCAACCUGUUCUAGUUUACCCUCCGACGCCACAACCUGCCCCGUUAAGCUCGAAGUUUGGGGGUGAGCGCCGGUUACGGCAAAAUGCGGGAACCGCAAUUCAUCCUAUCCGGGAGAACGACAUUCUAUCUACUCCGCCAGGCGGACUGGUGCGCCUCAACGAAGGUUCUUCGCAACUGCCGAAUCCCCUCGACCCCAAGCACGGUCUGGUCCUGUACAUGUACUAUGAGCUGGAGCAGUUGAUCGUGGUGCAAGAAACCUGCAUAUCCUUUUGGAAGUUCUCGAAGGUGUUCAAUGUCUUACACCAUCCGCGGCACACCUUCUCGCCCCUGAGUGGGACCAAAGUUGCCGCAGAGGAGCAGCCUGCAAAGAAGGAUCUCGAGGUAGAACUGUCCCCGCGGUGGAUGAACCUAGGGCGAGUGCGGAGAACCACCACAGAUGUUGAGAUCAAAGCUCCUUAUGGAAGUCGCAUGUGCAUGCACAACUCCACGCCGGUCUACUUGGAAAUGCGGUGUCGUCCGUUGGACCAGCACAAGCGGGAAGUGAAGCUGACGACGCUGCAUGUGAAUGUGUACUAUUUUUGUGAGGAGGAGUUGCGGCCCCGUAUGCAUUCCGUGCACUUGGACUCCGUAAACUGCGAACCAUCGAACGUGAUAUACACCAGUAUCGCGGAGUCGAGAUAUUUUGUCAUGGCCUGGCAGCAAGCGGUCGGGGUGGGGAAGCCACGCUCCGGCAUGUGCAAAUACUCCCUCACCCCAAACCUGGACACACUAGCUUCCAUUCGGGAGUUCAAGCCCCUGCGCCACGAGCUCUACCAUAUCGAGUGCGUGUCGGAGGAUCGUCUGAUUGGCUAUGGAUACUGCCGCAUAACCGUUUGGGAUCACCGCAGUGGAGACAUAGUGAUGAACUACGACUUGGGCCGUCCUUUGGGCAGGUGUCUGGGGGCAAUGCAUUAUCCCAGCCUGGAUCUGGACCAGAGCAGCAUGUUGGUGCUGUACCAGCUGAUGAAGGAGCCGGCCAAACAGGCCGAAGUUCAUGUGAUUGCCUGCGAGAUCUCGUAUGCCACGCCGUCGCAUCGUCUGUUGCAUGUGCAUCGCCUGCCGUCGCCCCAGUUCGAGACGCACCUGGAGUCGGUGAAUACCGGAGAUCAUCUAAUCAUUAAGUCGGCGUCGAAGGACGAGGCCUGGAUAAGCGCCGUCGACCCGCGGCAACUGACCUAUUUGGCGCCGCAGGUGAAUGGAGUGCAGCGCUUCUACGUCCGGGACAAGUCGCAAGUGGUCGAGAUGUCGCCCAAGUCUCUAACGGUGGACAGCAUCGCGAACCACAUGCUCAAGCUGGCCAUCCAGCAGCAGCAGCUCGCCAGUGUAGAUAAAUUGUAGGUAGUCGUCGCCUUGAAGCAAGUAUUUUGUGUUAAAUCACACACACUCUUUGUCCAAAAACCAUUCAAAAUCGAAAGCAAAUCUCUUGACGCCUUAAAUGUGAACUGAACUGAGAACCCCAGUGUACCAGGAAUGUGUCCUGGACGUGCUGCGAGUAUAAAUUAUCAAUUGAUUAAAUUCCGAUAGUUAAUCCGCAAAGACCGCAUCAUCA